Messenger RNA from Diaporthe amygdali, 2874 nucleotides. RefSeq lists its product as uncharacterized. Lineage: Eukaryota; Fungi; Ascomycota; Sordariomycetes; Diaporthales; Diaporthaceae. The coding region runs from base 1 to 2874 and encodes 957 amino acids. Gene Ontology annotation, molecular function: FAD binding. The record is from RefSeq and is a predicted model, not a curated record. The transcript is spliced from 16 exons.
AUGACGCAAAAAUCACCAGCGACCCAGCAUACCGUUGAUCUGGUGAAACAGUAUGAGAACGGAGUUGACACAGCUGUUGAUCUGGUAGCCGGCCACGAGAAUGAAUCCCUGGAUCCUGCCGAGGCACGGAGAAUUCGGAACAAGAUUGACCGUGUUAUUCUCCCUCUGCUAUUCUCAGUAUACAUUCCGGACCAGUUCAAUAUUCUCGGGUCUGCAUUCUACAUUGGCAAGCCCUUAUCAAUGACUGCGUCCGCAAGCUCCACCUCCAUGUUCUACAACCGCACUGAGAUUGGGCAACGAAUCGGGUGGACCAUUCAGUGCAACGGAUUUGCUCAGAUCAUAUCUGGCUUCCUCGCCUACGGUAUUGCACAUUCAAAGGCUCGGUUCUUGACCAAGGACGAGAAGAUCAAAGCGGUAGAGCGCAUUCAGUCGAACCAAAUUGGCAUUGAGACGAAGGUGUGGAAGCAUGAACAAGUUAUCGAAGCAAUCAGAGACCCCAAGACUUGGCUGUUUUUCUUCCUUGCUGCAAUUUCUAAUCUUCAGAACGGCAUUGGAACGCAAUAUAGCCUGAUCAUACAGUCAUUCGGCUUUACGACUGUGCAGACUACAGCGCUCAAUAUCCCCGCGGGUGCAGCUCAAAUCAUAUCUACUACACUUGCGACACUUAUCCUCCGUCGUUUUCCUAAUGCUAGAGGCUGGAUAGCCAUUGCGUUCUUCGUCCCAUCGGUGCUAGCCGUCGUGUUGCUCAUGAGUCUACCGUGGAGCAACCGAGUCGGGCUUCUUUGCGCUUACUAUGUAAUGUGCUUUGGUGGAGCGCCAUCUUGGGCAAUGAUUGUGGGCUGGGUCGCCAUUACAUCUUCAGGCCACACCAAGAAACUUGCUGUCAACGCUAUUUUCCUAAUUGGAUACUCUCUAGGCCAGACCCUGUGCACGCUAUUCUGGAGGGCUCAGUACAAGCCCAGGAAUUAUGUGCCAUACAGCAUCUGUCUCGCAUCUUACGUCUGCAACUUCGUCCUGCUAUUUGCUAUUCGUUGGCUCCUCAACAAGGAAAAUCAACGACGAGAUGCAUUGCAGGCGGGAAAUCCAGUGGACAGGAAUGACGUAAUACUUCCCAGGACGAAUGUUGGCAUUUCACGACCUUCUCCACGGGACAAGAAAUGGCACGUUAUGCUCUGGCGCCUGCAAAACCUCGGCAUCUUUUACCGUUACUACACUAGCUUCCUUUCGGUCUCAUAUGUGUAUUCGGCUGCUCCAAAGGCCCACGCCAUCUGCCCCAGAAGCUUCGAGCUUUGCAGACAAUUUGGGCUUGACACGAGAGCGCUUCGUCAGAUCGGAACAUCUCGUGACGAUGCACACUGGGUGAAGUUUCUAACCAACCUCAGCGGAGAGAAGAUUGGGGUUCUUCCAUACGAGAGAAUGGACCCUGACGUGCUAAAUGAUACACCCGAGAUGAUCCAUAAUGUCCCUCAGCCAGAAUUUGAAGCUUUCAUUGCUAAAAGUCUCACAGGAGAUCCCAACGUUGAAGUUAGAAAAGGUGUUGCUUUCGAAUCCUGCUCACAGGCAGGAAGUCAGGUUCUUACCACCGUGGCGAUGAGAGAUACCAAGGAUACAUAUAAAAUUCGUUCGAAUUUUGUGUUGGGCUGUGACGGUGCCAAGAGCCAAGUUCGCAAAUGGCUCGGCGUAGAGAGCGAGGGAGAAGACAGCUAUGAGACAAUGAUGACAAUUCAUUUCAACGCCGACCUGCGACCAGUAGUUGGGAAACGAGUAGGCAUGUUGCAUUGGAUCGCUGAUCCAGCCUGCUCAGGCUUCGUCAUCGCGUACGAUCUAUCGGGCAAUCAAGUCUUGAUCAGCAACUUCGAUUCCAGAAGACUGCCAUUAGAGAGUUGGACUGAGGAGAUUGCCCGCGAGAUUGUUAGAGCAGCAAUUGGGCGGGACGACGUCACAUUCGAUGUUCUCAGUUACAGGCCUUGGAUUCUUAGCAGAAAAGUCGCCAAAAAGUACCACAUCGGUAAUGUCUUCCUUUGCGGCGACGCGGCUCACUCUUUCCCACCAACUGGGGGGCUUGGACUCAACUCGGGACUAGCAGAUGUGCACAACAUUGCGUAUAAGAUUGCUGCGGUGCUUCAGGGCCGGGCAACGCCUAGGCUUUUAGAGACUUACGUCGAGGAGCGCCGGCCUAUCGCUAUGGUGAACGCAGCUCAGAGUGUUAAGAACGGAAAGAAGAUCUUCUCCUUCUUAAAGAUUCUGGGCACUGCUGGGAUCAAAGACGUCCAAGAAGCGAGGGCGACCCUGUUGCGGAGCAUUCACGAUCCAGAAAAGCAGCAGAUGAUCGCCGAUGAGGUCGAGGGGCAGAGGGAACAUUUCGAUAAUCUUGAAAUUCAUAUUGGCUAUGUCUAUGGGAGGAACGAAGCUCCCGCCCACGCAUCGCACUAUACCCACAAGUUCGUGCCUGGGGCUCGGCUUCCACAUGCAUGGAUCAGGAUAUUGGGGACUGCAGACUUGGCCCCCGUCGACGUCUCAUACGUCAAGGAAUUCUCGGAACAGGACAUCAAGUCACGCCAGUAUUCAACAUUGGACCUAUGCCCGUAUGAUAGUUUCACCCUUCUCGUCGGUUCGCGAGACCAAUGGGCCCAGCGCUUCGGAGCGCUGGAGGCUGCGAUGAAGCGGUACGGGGUCACAUUAAACCUGAGCGUCGCUUACGAUGACUUUGACUUUGUUUAUGAGAGCCAGGGAUAUCUUUUUGCUACGGAAGCGAAGCUGAACUCCGGAGGCGGUCUUCUCAUCAGGCCAGAUCAGCAUAUGCUACGGCUUGUCCAGCCGAUGGACUCUGUGACAGACAUCGAAAAGUCAUUGGUGUGGCACUUGGGCUUUUGA